This is a messenger RNA of Ambispora gerdemannii, 1668 nucleotides long. Lineage: Eukaryota; Fungi; Glomeromycota; Glomeromycetes; Archaeosporales; Ambisporaceae. The record is from the annotation of a GenBank genome assembly.
AUGGCUGCUUCACUUUAUAAAACUGACUCUGGCCGCAUGUUUCACGCGGGAACCAUCGCUAUUAUCACUGUGGGUCUUCCAGCAAGGGGCAAAACACACGUAUCUCGGUCACUAUGUCGCUAUUUAAGGUGGCUUGGUGUACAAACAAAGGUCUUCAGCGUCGGAAAUUAUCGACGUCACGUCAUGGGCACACCUAAAAGACUUCCACGGGAUUUUUUUAGUCCUGGUAACCAAGACACAGCUGAGCAACGAAACAUCAUCGCGAAUGCUUGUUUACAGGGUAUGAUUGAAUGGUUUAAGAAGGGCGGGCAGGUCGGCAUCUAUGAUGCUAGUAAUACUACUGAACGAAGGAGAAGAGAAAUACAUGAAACUUUGAUAAAGCAUGAUGUUCAUCCAGUAUUUAUUGAAUCGAUAUGUGAAAAACCAGAGAUCAUCGAAAGUAAUAUUCGAAGUGUUAAGAUUUCAUCACCUGAUUAUCUUGGUUGGGAUCCGGAAGAGGCGGUGAAAGAUUAUUGGGAGCGAAUCAAUAAUCAUAUGCCUUAUUAUGAAACUAUCAAUGAUCCUUCGUUAGAUUUUGUGAAACUGGUAAAUGUGGGGGAACAGAUCAUCGUGAAUAAUGUGAAUGGAUAUCUUCAGUCGGGAGAAUGCCUUAAUGAAGAAGCAUCUCAAAAAACAGAUGCUGGGUUGUCUCCUUGCGGACGCGAAUACGCUGAAAGGCUCAAGAACUUUAUUUUGAACUUGAGAGAACGCGAAAAACAAGAACGGAGAGAGCAGGGUUGGGGAGAUGAAGAAGAGAGGCAGUUGAUUGUUUGGUCAUCUGCUCGUCAACAAUGUUUACAAACAGCACAACCUUUUGCUGAGGCAGGAUUCACAGUGAGUCCGCGAACAUUGAUGGGAGAAAUAAAUUUGGGUGAGGCAGAUGGUUUGAGUAAUGAAGAAUUAAAAGAAAAAUUUCCAAAGGAAUAUGCGCGGCAGCAGCAAAAUCCAUAUCACCACCGGUAUCCUAGAGCUGAGUCAUACCAUGAUCUAGCAGUACGCUUAGAAGCUGUAAUUCUAGAAUUGGAACGCGAAAAGAACGAUGUUCUAAUUAUCGCACACGAGACCGUUUUACGGUGUCUAUACGCUUAUUUAUUUGAUCGUCCUGAAGAGGAGAUACCAACUCUCGCUAUCCCGAGAGACGAUUUAAUCGAGGUCAUUCCCUCAGCAUACGGAUGCAAAGAAAAAAGAGUGAAAAUAUUUGAGAAUUCUGAACUGAAUUUAAAUAGCAAUAUCUUUAAUAUACAGGCACAACCACAGCAACAAUACGAAGGUACUCCUGAAAAUAAUGAACAAGUGUUGAUUCCACGUCAAAAUGGAGACAAAAGCAAAAGAUGCGAAAAUAAUAUUGAUAGUACUACAAUAACAAAUGAAAAGGUACCGUUGGGUGUAUCGAUGUUGAAUGGACAAAAGAGAUUAAAUGAAGACAAAAAACAUCAACAAACAGACGUUUUGUAUGCAUCUGGAAAUAAUAACGAAGAACGACAAACCCCCAACUAUAUCGAAAAGAAAAAAACCAAUAUGAUUAGUAAUAGUAGUAGUAAUGACGGUGGUUGCUGUGGUUUCAUUAACGUACAAAUUGAAAAAAUGUGUGCUAAUACAGGAGAUUUGAAAGGUGGUGGCGGGGAAUGA